ACACAACGGCAACGUCUUACCAGCUCGGAGCUCUCUCGCUUGCUGCCUCUUCUCUUCUUCCUCCCGCCACCGACACCACCUCCACCAGCAGCUUCGCCUUCGCCGCGUCGGCAUCUGCAGUUGCCACUUCGCUUUCUUCCACUCCCUCCUCCUCCUCGCUUACCUCACACUCCUCCCCCCCAAUUUCAUCCCCCACCCACCACCAGAUCCCCCACCACCUGCCGCAUUCUCCCCCCCAAGAUCCAGAUCGCCGGUCACCCCCACGAACUCGCUCGAGAUCCAGAGAGAGAGAGAGAGGCAGUUUCUUGGUUGAUUUUCGAGGAUGAAGAGGAAGACUCGGAACAAGAUAAUCCUGACGACGCUGCUGGUGUCGGCGGCGGCGAUCCUGAUCGGCGGGACGGUGGCGCUGAUCCUGACGGCGGGGACAUGGAAGGUGAAGAUGAAGGAGUCGCGCGAGAAGAUCUGCGACAAGGGGUGGGAGUGCUCGGGUAGCAAGUACUGCUGCAACGACACCAUCACCGACUUCUUCAAGGUGUACCAGUUCGAGAACCUCUUCUCCAAGCGCAACAGCCCCGUCGCCCACGCCGUCGGCUUCUGGGACUACCAGUCCUUCAUCACCGCCGCCGCCCUCUUCGAGCCCCUCGGCUUCUGCACCACCGGCGGCAAGCAGAUGCAGAUGAUGGAGCUCUGCGCCUUCCUCGGCCAUGUCGGCUCCAAGACCUCAUGUGGAUUUGGUGUGGCGACCGGCGGGCCGACGGCGUGGGGGCUCUGCUACAACCACGAGAUGAGCCCUAAGGAGGAUUACUGCGACAAGACGAACCUGCAGUAUCCCUGCGUCGAGGGCGCCGAGUACUACGGCCGCGGCGCCAUCCCCGUCUUCUGGAACUACAACUAUGGCGCGGCGGGCGACGGGAUACACGAGGACCUGCUCCACCACCCGGAGUACCUGGAGCAGAACGCGACGAUGGCGUUCAUGGCGGCGAUGUGGCGGUGGAUGACGCCGAUGAAGAAGAAGCAGCCGUCGGCGCACGACGUGUUCGUGGGCAACUGGAAGCCCACCAAGAACGACACGCUCGCCAAGCGCCUCCCCGGGUUCGGCGCCACCAUGAACGUGCUCUACGGCGACCAGAUCUGCGGCAAGGGCUACAUCGACGACAUGAACGUCAUCAUCUCGCACUACCAGUACUACCUCGACCUCAUGGGCGUCGGCCGCGAGCACUCCGGCGACAACCGCGACUGCGCCGAGCAGGCCGCCUUCAACCCCUCCUACAAGAAGCCCGACGAUCAGCAGCAACAAAGCUAGAACAGAUCACCCCCAAUUCCCCCCAAUUCCACGAUUAACGGAUUCUUCAUCAGUGUGAGGAGCUGUGGUUUGCAUUGGUGUAUUUCUGAGUAGCGGAUUUUGAGGGAAGUGUCAACUGUGUGUGUGAUGCCUAUGGGAUUUGGGAAAUUUGUUGUAGCCCUUGUUGUACCAUAGUGUACAUUUUCAUUCCAUUUGAUUUUUGUCACAUAUACAUGUUUAAAGAGGAGGAUUCAGGAUAAACAUACCAUGAUUUUGAUGAGCUUGCUGUGUAUCUGUUAUUGAGGUGUGUGUAGCUGUUUAGCAUGCAUGCAAUAGUUUUCAUGCAUCAGUGCGUGA
Messenger RNA from Oryza sativa Japonica Group (Japanese rice), 1639 nucleotides. Its product is annotated as chitinase-like protein 1. Gene Ontology annotation, biological process: chitin catabolic process; carbohydrate metabolic process; cell wall macromolecule catabolic process. Gene Ontology annotation, molecular function: chitinase activity. The record is from RefSeq and is a predicted model, not a curated record. NCBI's taxonomy places the organism in Eukaryota, Viridiplantae, Streptophyta, Magnoliopsida, Poales, Poaceae.